Messenger RNA from Xiphophorus hellerii (green swordtail), 6428 nucleotides. RefSeq names its product protocadherin 9 (gene pcdh9). The transcript is spliced from 5 exons. Gene Ontology annotation, cellular component: plasma membrane. Gene Ontology annotation, molecular function: calcium ion binding. Gene Ontology annotation, biological process: homophilic cell-cell adhesion. Bases 948 to 4658 code for a protein of 1236 amino acids. NCBI's taxonomy places the organism in Eukaryota, Metazoa, Chordata, Actinopteri, Cyprinodontiformes, Poeciliidae. The record is from RefSeq and is a predicted model, not a curated record.
UCGGCGGGGUUGGAAAGGGGGGAGCAUUGGAGUGGUAUACUUCACCACCCCUCCUAUGGGUUUACAAAGAGUUAGUGCAAGAUAUUCUGCUCUGGGAGUGAGACUGCGAGGAUAAGCGGCAGUGUGCUCUCGGAGUAUCGGUGUAUAACACAGUAGAGGCUUUUUAUGUUGCUUGACAUCUCCGAGAGGGAUUGAAUCUCAGAUUUUGCACCUCUUCGUUUUUUAUAAAAAAAAAGAAAAAAAUUCUAUUUUUCAUUUUUUGCUGUUUUGUGCAAACAUUUGUGCAGUUAUUGAUGGAGCUGCGUGAAGUUGAAUCAUGACGGGACACGAGUGUCUCCUCCUGCGUUCACCUCAUCGGCACCUUCACCUUCACAGGUAGCCGGGUAUAAGCAAAGGGGGGGAAAAGCCGGGUUUCUCGGAACGUUUACGGGAGAUCACCAUUGAUUUUUCUUUUUGGAUCUCUACUUGUGAAAGGCAUCACAAAACACUGAUCACCUUCCUGGGUUUACCGGGGGACCGACGCUGAUCACCGCAAUCCUCGCAGGUCGCGCCGUCAUUCCCUGUCCAUUCCUGAAGUUAAAUUGGGAGAAAGGAACUGCGACACUAGCAAUGCAGCCUCACAUUAACCCCAGUUUUUGUGCUUUGCAGCUUUUACAUCAAACCUAUUCAUCUGUCUGAUCACUCCGACAGGGGCUUUUUUCCCCUCCUCUCUCUCUCGCUCUCUUUUCUGGAGCAAAACGCCACAGAGGCAGAGAGGGAUCUCUUCACCUGAAUAAACUCGCAUACGGCAUCAAGGGAUGAGAAGACUAUGAGCUGACACACUCCAGUUUUUCUUCUUUGCUGCAACGGAUUUGGGGUAUUUUCUUGGAAGAUUACUGUCAUCGUGGUCAACACUGCACAGAAGUGAAUAAUUAAACUACAAAGCCUGAAGAGAAAUUAACAUUGCUAUGGAUCUGAAAGACUAUUACCUGUUGGCUGCUCUGCUUGCCUGCAUAUGGCUUGAUCCUUCAAUAGCUCAAGAAUUAAUUUAUCCCAUCAGGGAGGAAUUGCAAGAAAAUGUCCUUAUUGGAAAUAUACCAAAGGACUUAAACAUUUCCCAUACAAAUGCUGCCACUGGAGGAAGUUCAAAUCUUGUGUACCGGCUGGUCUCCAAAGCUGGAGACAACCCACUGGUCCGUGUUCUGAGCAGCACUGGAGAGAUAUUCACAACAUCAAACCGAAUUGACAGAGAGAAGUUGUGCCCCGGUCCCUCAUUUGAGGACAGCGAGUGUUCCUUUGAAAUUGAAGUGGUUAUCCUGCCUAAUGAUUAUUUCAGGCUGAUUAAGAUCAAAAUAAUCGUCAAAGACACAAAUGAUAAUGCCCCCAUGUUCCCGUCCCCUGUGAUCAACAUCUCUAUCCCAGAGAACACUCUCAUUAACAGCCGCUUUGCUAUUCCUUCUGCCACUGACCCAGACACUGGCCCCAACAGUGUCCACAAAUACGAGCUGAUCAAUGGGCAAAGUGCCUUCGGUUUAGACAUUGUGGAGACGCCUGAGGGGGAGAAGUGGCCCCAGCUUAUUGUGCAGCAGAAUCUCGACCGGGAGCAGAAGGAUACUUAUGUGAUGAAGAUUAAAGUGGAGGACGGUGGCAGUCCACAGAAAUCCAGCACUGCCAUUCUUCAGGUGACUGUAACAGAUGUCAAUGAUAACAAGCCAGUGUUCAAAGAGAGUCAGAUAGAGGUGCAUAUACCCGAGAACUCCCCUAUAGGCACAUCUGUGGUGCAACUCCAGGCUACGGAUGCAGACAUUGGGGCAAAUGCAGACAUACAUUACGUAUUUGGAACUCAAGUGUCUCCUGCGACUAAAAGACUUUUUGCAUUAAAUACAACCUCUGGCCUAAUUACAGUACAGAGACCUUUGGACCGGGAGGAAACUGCUAUUCACAAGCUCUCUGUUUUAGCCAGCGAUGGCAGCUCAAGUCCAGCUAGAGCUACUGUUACUAUAAAUGUGACUGAUGUUAAUGACAAUCCACCUAAUAUAGACCUGAGAUACAUAAUCAGUCCCAUUAACGGGACUGUUUUCCUCUCAGAGAAGGAUCCCAUCAAUACUAAGAUCGCUCUCAUCACAGUUUCAGACAGAGACACUGACAUAAAUGGCAAGGUCAUUUGUUUUAUAGAGAAGGAUGUACCUUUCCAUCUGAAAGCUGUGUACGACAACCAGUAUCUGCUGGAAACAUCUGCUCUGCUUGACUACGAGGGGACGAAGGAAUACAACUUUAAAAUUGUUGCUUCAGAUUCUGGAAAACCGAGUUUGAAUCAGACGGCCUUGGUGAGAGUGAGGCUAGAGGAUGAGAAUGACAACCCACCUAUUUUUACUCAGCCAGUCAUCGAGCUGCCCGUCAUGGAAAACAACAAGCGCGACCUGUUCCUCACCACCCUUACCGCUACAGAUGAGGACAGUGGGAAGAAUGCAGAGAUAGUGUAUCAGCUGGGACCGAAUGCAUCAUUUUUUGAUCUGGACCGUAAAACUGGGGUCCUGACUGCAUCUAGGGUUUUUGAUAGGGAGGAUCAGGAUAGAUUCCUCUUCACCGUAACGGCGAGAGAUAACGGAACUCCCCCUUUGCAAACACAGGCAACUGUUAUUGUGACUGUGCUGGAUGAAAAUGAUAACAAUCCUAAGUUCACACAUAACCACUUUCAGUUCUUUGUGUCAGAGAAUCUGCCUAAAUACAGCACUGUGGGGGUGAUAACUGUGACAGACUCAGAUGCAGGAGAAAAUGCUGCCGUCUCUCUUUCUAUUCUGAAUGACAAUGAGAACUUUAUACUAGAUCCAUACUCUGGGGUGAUAAAAUCUAAUGUGUCUUUUGACAGGGAGCAACAGAGCUCCUAUACUUUUGAUGUUAAGGCUGUGGACAGUGGCAGGCCUCCUUGCUCCUCAGUCGCAAAGGUGACCAUCAAUGUCAUUGAUGUUAACGACAACACGCCAAUUGUCAUCUAUCCACCCUCAAACACAUCUUUCAAGCUUGUCCCUCUGUCCUCUAUCCCAGGAUCUGUGGUAGCUGAGGUGUUUGCUGUUGAUGGUGACACAGGGAUGAAUGCUGAACUGAAAUACACUAUUGUGAGUGGGAAUAACAAGGGUUUAUUCAGAAUCGACCCUGUCACUGGAAACAUUACACUGGAAGAAAAGCCUGCAAUAACUGACAUAGGCUUACACAGAUUAGUGGUCAAUAUCAGUGACCUAGGAUAUCCCAAAUCACUCCAUACCCUGGUGCUUGUAUUUUUGUAUGUCAAUGACACUGUGGGCAAUGCAACACUCAUUUAUGAUCUCAUCCGGCGCACCAUGGAGACCCCAAUAGACAGAAACAUUGGUGAAAGUAGCGAAACUUAUCAAAAUGGUGACUAUUUAACCAUAAUGAUAGCCUUUGUUACGGGCGCAUUGGUGGUGAUCAUUGUCAUCUUUGUGACUGUGCUGCUGCGCUGUCGCCAUGCAUCCAGAUUUAAAGCCGCACAGAGAAAAAAGCAAGGGGCUGAGUGGAUGUCACCCAACACAGAAAACAAGCAGAACAAAAAGAAAAAGCGCAAGAAAAGAAAGUCCCCCAAAAGCUCUUUGCUCAACUUUGUCACCAUCGAGGGGAACAAACCAGAUGAUCCUGCCCAUGAACCAAUUAACGGAACCAUCAGUCUGCCCACUGAGCUGGAAGAACAAGGGAUUGGACGCUUUGAUUGGAAUGCCACACCUACUACCACCUUCAAACCAAGCAGUCCCGACCUGGCUCGGCACUACAAGUCAGCCUCACCACAGUCGGCCUUUCACCUUAAGGCUGACACACCUGUCUCGGUCAAGAAACAUCAUGUGAUCCAGGAACUCCCAUUGGAUAACACAUUUGUUGGGGCCUGUGACACCCUUUCCAAGAGAUCCUCCACGAGCUCCGACCACUUCAGUGCCUCAGAGAGCAGCUCCCAAGGAGGGUUCAAAACGAAGGGGCCCAUGCACACCAGACAGCAGGGAACAUUAACUCGUGCCCGAACUGAACUGAACCCCGAAUAUCUGGACCUCCGUCCUCGAGCAGAGCUGAAUCCUGAAUAUUGGACCCCUUGCACCCCUUUAUCACAGCGGCGCGUCACGUUUCACCUGCCGGAUGGCUCUCAGGAGAGCUGCAGUGACAGCGGUCUGGGGGACCAUGAGCCUGUAGGCAGUGGCUCUCUCCUCACACAACCUCUCCCUCUGGUGCAGGCGCAGGACGACUUCUACGAGCAGGCCUCCCCAGAUAAGAGGACUGAAGCUGAUGGCAACUCCGAUCCUAACUCUGAUGGACCCCUGGGACCACGAGGGCUUGUGGAAGCUACAGAGAUGUGCACACAGGAGUGCCUUGUCCUUGGGCAUUCAGACAACUGUUGGAUGCCUCCCACGUUAGGAUCGUACCAGCAUCCUAAGUCACCCGUGUCUAGCUUUAGUUCUCAGCGGGAGUGGGGUCAGAAGGACAAACUCCUUAAUGGACACACUCUGUCCAGAACCUGGAAAAACGAAAGUGGACGGUCAGAGCAUUUUGUCGACAGGAAGCAGUUUGGGAGUGAGGAGGGACACUUCACCAGCAGCAGCAUGGCUGAUAUUCCUUUGGUGAGUCUGAAGUCUUGCCAGUCAGCAUCCUGCCCAGACAGUCCAAAGGACCAGCAGCUAUAAAACUGACUCUUCUUUGCUGCAAGAAAUCUGCAAGAAAUCUGGACAGAGUAAACUGGUGAGGCAUCUCACCUGGGCUCACCCUGUGUUUCAUUGGUUUAUUUCUUGUCUCCUUUCUUCAACUUAAGUUAAUGCUUCUGCAGUCUAAAAGCCACAUGUACUGUGUAGGCCUCAAAAUAGUGCUGAUGCUUAGUUCUUCACAGUAAAAUGUUUCUGCAGCUCCACUCAGUUUUCUUUUUUUUUAAAUAAUACAAUCCUCAAUGAAAAACUUUUUCUUUCCACUUCUUUUGAGGAAAUGUGGAAGAAGGACCUGCAUAAAACUGAAAAAGAGGAGAAAAGAUGGCUGUCAGACAAAUAUAUACAAAUCUUUGUGGUGUGAUUGUUAUUGAGCUGUUUGGGACUAUAUUAAUCAACACAAUCAAAGAAAAUUUUGAUUAUAUUUCAAAAAAGUGUUGGUCCUAUAACACUUGUUUGUGGACACUUGUUUAUUCUGUCACUGUCUCUGUGUUUGUAAAUAAUACUUAUUAACCACAAUCAUGUAUCUGUAAUAUUCACAGUGGGUAGGACAGUUCUUGGCUUUUGUUAUUAUAAAGGCUUCUCAUCAGAAUUGGGGAAAUUCAGCCGGGCAGAGAUCUCCAGCAGAAAGUGACAUUUCCAACAAGAAUUUUUUUAUUAUUAUUAUUUCUGGAUUUUUACUGAAAGAAAAUCUUGCCACAUAAUUUACUGUUACCUAUAUCCCAUAUAAAUUUUAUUCAAGUGCUGCAAAAAUCUCAAAGGCAAAUCAGUUUUUUUUUUUCUUGUUAGAAAAACAAAACAAAAAAAAGCUUUAUGAAGGAUGUCAGUGCUCAACAUGUGCAUUAUAAAACUGAAAAGCUCUAAAAGCGCUCUGAUUUUAAAAGUGUUUAGUACAAUUAAAUAGCAAUAUAUUUGUAAAUGGCUAAAUGUUUUAUCUAAGGUUGAUCUUACUGUAUAGAUUUUCUUCAAUUUGUGAUUUAACUGAGGGCAAUUUCUCAGUAGUACCUGCAACUUAUUGACCUAUGUAUGUAAAUAUACAUAUAUAUAUACUGUAUAUAUAUGUACUAUUUCCACAGACUAUUAUUUUCCAUACAUAAGAAAACACAGGUAAAGCUAACACUUAAAUCACCGUGCCUUCAUGAAACACUGAAUUGUGCUUAUUCGAAUGACAAGAACAUGUUGGCUGCCGAAAAUAUCCGGUCUGAUAAUCAAAUGCCUUAUGCAUUGAGUGUUUGCCAGAUUUAAAGACAUAAAGUGCAAAAUAAAGUCAGAAUAAAAAAACGGCAUGGACAGACUCUGUGUCAGCCAAGAUUACUUGUCAUUUCACCAUCUGAAAGAGUUGGUUUUCACAGCAUGGACGGCAAAUACACAAAGGAAAAGCAUGCUAAAUGAUAUACCUUAUUUAAUUAAAUUUGUCAUUUUUGUCUUUGCUUUUUUCUUUUUCUUUUCGAGAUUGGGUGAGGGGUAGAGUUGAGUGGUGCAUUAAGAGUAGUUCCGUUUGUAAAGCACUUUCACAUUAAUGUCACAGUAUAAAGAUGUUAAGUGGGAUGGAGUGAUUUGCUUAUCGCAGUAUGUUUAUUAGUUGUGAGGGUGUUUGACAUCACCAAUACUGAAACAGUUAAUCCUUGUUACUCUACAGGUAUACAGCUACUGCAAUAAAUGUUUUAAUUAUGUGUAUGCUUUUUUUGCGUACAAGAUGGCUACAUCAGGAAGUCUGUGUCCUUUUUGUGAAUAAAUACCCCCGUGAACGUUUGUUAA